CAGAGGGCGAUAUUGUAGCGCAAUAGACAAGGGCAAUCUAGUUGCACCAAUCUCAUAGCAACUACACUGAUAACCAUAGCCUGAGCACACUUCCUGGAUGUUGAAGUAACCGCUUUGUCGUCGGAAUCCUGUACAUGACAAGCUUCCAGUAACAGGAUAUUUUCAAGUAUUUGCUUCUCAUUGGCUGGUCGAGCGAGUCGACAACAACAAAAUCAUCCAUCCGGCGUGCGGGCGCGGUUAUCGUUCUGCCGUUAUAACGUGCUAUACGUCUCCAGUUACACUUCAACAGCGGAGACGAUUUUAUUAUCUUAAAGAGAGUGAUCGUUAAACGUUUGGAGAUGAACGGAGACUGCGUGGACGCGAGACGCCAGGACACAACAGAUGCUGGUAAGGAUGGGGCGUCAGGAGCACAGGCCAUCCAGGUUGAUGCUAAGGCUCAGUCACAUGACUUCAGAUACAGUCUGAAGUACCCCAGCAUUGGCCACUGCAUCAUCAUCAAUAACAAGAACUUUGAUCGCAGUACAGGCAUGAACCAACGGAAUGGUACUGAUGUAGAUGCAGGAAAUGCAAUGAAUGUGUUUCGGAAGCUAGGAUACACUGUGAAAGUCUACAAUGAUCAGACAGUUGCACAGAUUGUGCAGGUUUUAUCAGCAGUGGCCCGUGACGACCACAGCCGCUGUGCUUCGUUAGUGUGUGUAAUGCUCAGUCAUGGAGAUGAGGGAGUGUUUUACGGCAUUGAUACUUCUGUGGAGCUCAAGUCCUUAACUAGCCUUUUCAGAGGAGACCGCUGCCCAUCACUAGUGGGAAAGCCUAAACUUUUCUUCGUACAGGCUUGUAGAGGUACAGAACUGGAUCCUGGUGUGGAGACUGACAGCUCAGAUAAUUCUAUGAGGAUUCCUGUGGAGGCAGACUUCCUCUAUGCGUUCUCUACUGCACCAGGUUACUACUCCUGGAGAAACACCAUGACUGGCUCUUGGUUCAUUCAGUCCCUUUGUGAAAUGAUGGCAAAGUAUGGCAAAGAACUAGAGCUCAUGCAGAUCAUGACCAGGGUCAACCAUAAAGUGGCACUCGAAUUUGAGUCAACCUCCAACCAGCCUGGCUUUGACGCAAAGAAACAAAUCCCCUGCAUUGUCUCGAUGCUCACCAAAGAGAUGUACUUCACUGCUUGAAGGGACAAGAGAACUAUUAGAGCUUCCCCAGCUUUUCUGUAAACACCACAGGUAUAGGAUAUAGAUUUAGGGUUGAGUUUAAGACCCUUUUUUCACAGAAGCAUUAGCUGGGCAUGCUCAGUUUGGGAUUUCUCUGUCUCCGGACUGGUGUUGUGGUUCUUAUUGACAUUUAAAAUACUGUAUGUGAAAGCAGUUGCAUACCAUUUUUUUCUCUGGUUUUCUAAUAAUCACCAGUGACAAUAACAGGUUGGGAUUUUUAAAAUUACAGUAAUCAGGGACUUUAAUAGGCUAUUGCACUAGUUUGACUGUUGAAAUGUGAAUCGUAGUUGGGCAUUUAAUUGGUGAGAUCAUCUUUAUUGAAGCAAAGCCAGUGUGCUAAUUUAACGUAAAAAGCAAAGAACAACAAUCAGUACUAUUCCCAAGUGCCUGUCACUGAACCAUGUGAACAGAUUUUGGUGCAACUUCUAAAAUGCCAUGUACAGGUUUCCAUUAGGACGCAAUAAAGCAUUGUUUACUGUAUCGGUGACAUCUAGUCCAUUCCUACAGAAAAAAAAAAAAAAAAAACCUUUGACAUCCAUUGAAGCCUAGGGGGGUAAACAACCAAAAACACUUUUUGUGGUAACACACCAGUACUACCAUAGUAGUUAAAUUAUAUUUAAUCUGGACUGCUCUUUAAUUAGUCUCUUCAGGAUGAAUAUGAAUAGCAUGGUAGCAUUAAUCACCUGAAAAAAAAUCACAUAGAAUACUUUCAGUUGAGAUCAUGCAUGCAUUGUGUGUGUGAGAUGUUCCUAGAAAAAAACAAUGUUCAUGUUUACUGUACAAUCAUGUUUACUAUACAUAUGUGCUUUUUUGUAUGUAUUUAAACAGCUCUGUAGUGCGUUGGAUGAUAAUGCAUAUUUUACUGGGAUUCUGAGAGUAGGUGUUUCAUUAGGAGUAUUGAGUAUGUAUUUAAAGACAUUUUAAAAUAUGCUUUAUUAAUCAGCUGAUGAUUGGAGACUAUAUAAAUGUAUUUCCAGAGGUCAGUUGCAUCUAUAAUGGGUGUUUGUUGGUUCCUAUUACCAUCUUUAAUAUUUAGGCAGGUUGGGAAAAUUAUUCUGUUCCCUGUCUAUAAAGUGAGUAGGACACUGUCAGCCAGUGAGACUAGUUUCUUUAAUUUCAAGAUGGGCGUUUGUAAUUAGAAAGUUUGUUCAGGUGUAUCAAUAUAGCCGUAGGCACAGGUAAGAGUGAGUGACAACAGAAACCAGGAGUGGAGUUUCUCAGCCAUUUAUACAACCAUAUGCCUCAUUGACUUUUGCGUUUCAUUCUUUCAUAUAUAAGAAAACCUUAUAUAUGAUAUAUUAAAUAAGUAGUUCUUCAUGGUAAACAUUAUAUUGUAAUGAUGGAAUCUUAUAUAUAAUGGCACAAUAAAAAUAUUGAGCAACAAAGUUGCUUUUUUUAUACAGCAACUUUGUGCCACAACAGUCACAUUUUCUUUUGAAUUGUGGAGUAUUAAUGUCUUUUGUGGUUUUAUUUUAUUAAUAUCGCUAUUCUAAUAUCAGUCCCAC
Onychostoma macrolepis is the source of this 2713-nucleotide messenger RNA. RefSeq names its product caspase 3, apoptosis-related cysteine peptidase a (gene casp3a). The record is from RefSeq and is a predicted model, not a curated record. The transcript has 7 exons. Gene Ontology annotation, cellular component: cytoplasm. Bases 339 to 1169 code for a protein of 276 amino acids. Lineage: Eukaryota; Metazoa; Chordata; Actinopteri; Cypriniformes; Cyprinidae. Gene Ontology annotation, biological process: apoptotic process; proteolysis; keratinocyte differentiation.